GAUGCUCCAAGAAGCUACUAGGGGCCGCGCUCAAGUCCGGGACCCACUCGCAGCGCCCAGCAUCCGCAGGGUCCCAGAGCCGGAAUUUGCUUGCCCAGCGCUCCCCAGGUUGAGGCCAGAGUUCCGCGCAGAACCUUUCCAGUGCCCAGCCCUUGUUUCAGGAGCCCAGGCUGCCCCGUCCCCUCAGUUGUGGCUGCAGGCGUGGGGGCCAUGAGCUGUCUUCUGAACAAUAUGGUCCCGGUGGGGCUGGCUCUACUGGUCUGCGGAGUGCAGGCCUUUUUCCUUCCCAACAGCACUAGCCUGGAGAGGCUGCUGAGCAAGUACCAGCACGCAGAGCCACACUCCCGAGUGCGCAGGGCUAUCCCCAUGUCAGACCGCCAGGAGAUCCUCAUGCUGCACAACAAACUGCGAGGUCAGGUGUAUCCCCCUGCCUCCAACAUGGAGUACAUGACUUGGGAUGAGGAGCUGGAGAGGUCUGCAGCAGCGUGGGCACAGAAGUGUCUGUGGGAGCAUGGGCCUGCCAGCCUUCUGGUGUCCAUCGGGCAGAACCUGGCUGUGCACUGGGGCAGGUACCGCUCUCCUGGGUUCCACGUGCAGUCAUGGUAUGACGAGGUGAAGGACUACACCUACCCGUACCCCCACGAGUGCAACCCGUGGUGCCCCGAGCGGUGUUCAGGGGCCAUGUGCACCCACUACACACAGAUGGUCUGGGCCACCACCAACAAGAUUGGCUGUGCUGUGCACACCUGUCGGAGCAUGAACGUCUGGGGCGACAUCUGGGAGAACGCCGUGUAUCUCGUCUGCAAUUAUUCUCCGAAGGGAAACUGGAUCGGCGAGGCCCCCUACAAGCAUGGCCGUCCCUGCUCCCAGUGUCCAUCCAGCUAUGGAGGUAGAUGCCAGAACAACCUGUGCUACCGAGAAGAGCCUUACAAUCAGAAACCAGAGGUGGAUGAGAUAAAUGAAGUGGAAUCGCCCCCUGCUCUCGAGGAAACCCAUGUCUGGGUUCAGCCCAGGGUGGUCAGACCCUCAAAGACCAAGAAGACCCCAGCUGUCAACUUCAUGACCCAAGUGGUCCACUGUGACACCAAGAUGAAGGACUCGUGCAAGGGAUCAACGUGUAACAGGUACCAGUGCCCAGCAGGCUGUCUGAACAACAAGGCGAAGGUCUUUGGCUCUCUGUUUUAUGAAAGUUCUUCCAGCAUAUGCCGAGCCGCUAUCCACUAUGGUGUCAUCGAUGAUCGAGGUGGCCUGGUGGAUGUCACCAGGAAUGGGAUGGUACCCUUCUUUGUCAAAUCUCAGAAAAAUGGCAUGGAGUCCCUGAGCAAAUACAAACCGUCUAGCUCCUUCACUGUGUCGAAAGUGAAAGAUACAGCCGUGGACUGCCACGCCACAGUCGCCCAGCUGUGCCCCUUCAAGAAGCCAGCCACCCACUGCCCGAGAGUUCACUGUCCAGCACGCUGUGGAGAGGAGCCAUCCUAUUGGGCCCCUGUGUAUGGAACCAACAUCUAUGCUGACACUUCCAGCAUCUGUAAGGCCGCUGUGCACGCAGGCGUCAUCGUCGACGAGGUUGGUGGCUACGCAGAUGUGAUGCCCGUGGACAAAAAGAAGAGCUACGUGGGUUCCCUCAGGAACGGGGUGCAGUCAGAGAGCCUGAAUGCUCCUCAGAACGGAAAUGCCUUCCGGAUCUUCGCCGUCAGGCAGUGAAUUUAGCGACCUGGGGAGAAGGGGGUGUCAUCUACUGGGAUUCGGGGUCCUGCUUUUUAUCUGUAUUUUGUCCUUUGGGGUGGGGGGGUUACAGAGAGUCAGGAAUCUUCCUUUUGGUGUCUUGGAAUGUCCUGGGCCUCCAUGGCCUUUGGCGAGGGUGACAGAGCACGUUCCCCUCAUGAGCAGUGUGUCGUGGAGUCUCUUGGCUGGACAACCAGUGCCCAGAGUGGCCAGAGUCUUCUAGUCCCCAUCCAGUGGCUCACCUCCUCUCAGGAGCUGCUUACGGAGACACUCCUUGCCAUGUUUUCUUUGAUGGUGGAGGGGGAAAGCUUUUGAAUCCUCGAGGAUACAGGUUUGAGAUGUGUCAUGAAUGGAGUUCUUGUCUGGAUGACAAGAGUUGACAGCCCUAUAAGGUUACAGUCUGUCCCACCAACAGAGAAACAGAGUCUGUGUUUGCUGGUCAGACAGAUGGGCUACGGGGAGAAGCCCUGGGCAAAACCUGGGCUCUGCCCUGUUGGUAUCCAUGUCCAUGUCCCCAGCCUUCUCGGCAGUCACGUGCUUUUGUGUCCAGCAGAGCUGGUCUAUUUAAAGUUGGCAGCACUCCAGAGAUUUACCUUGUCUUUGUCCUUGUCUGUGUGGCCUGUUCUCACAUGACCUUUGGUCUCAUGGAGGACCAAUGCCUUCCUCACCGUUCUGUGACCCUGUGGCUUCUGCCCCACCUCAGGCAGCUCUAGGUGUCCUCCUCUGGGGUUUGGCUUUGCAGGAGGCUCCAGGUCUUAGAUGUCUGCUCGCUCCUUAGAACAAAGGCUGUCUCACGGCUGCCGUCAGAGUGGCAACUCAACGUCGCGUUCCCCCUGGUUUGGGUGACCUAGUUUUCAGCUGUGUGAGGAAUGGGUCCCUGGCACAUUCCUCGUGGGGGUUAAUGGAGUGGCCUGUGGUUGUAAAACCACCCAUGACACACCAGCCACCAGAAAGAGGGGCUGGGACACACAGGAAGAACCCCUCAGUGCUUGCCAGCGUCCCCGGGCUCCAAGAGUGUGGUGAGCCCUGGCUUCCAUCACUUAGGAUCCUGGUCCAAACCCACUGUAAAAUGAAACAUGCUUUUGUAAACAGCUUACUCUAGAGAAGGUGGAAUCCCACCCCAGUCCUGGGGAUGAGGCAAAUUUGCCUGGGAGCGCUGACCUCAGGCAGGGUUUCAUGCUCCAGCCAAAUAUUUCUUAGACGCAAAGGGGGGUGGGUAGGAAUGGUGGCUUGGUGGUUGACAGCUCUUGUUGCUCUGCCUGAGGACCUGAGCUCAGUUCCCACCUCUCAUGGGCUGUUCAUACCCACCCAUCACUAACUCUAGGACAUCUAUGGCCUCCACAGGCACCGCACACAUCCACAUGGGCAAAGUACAACUGGUUCUUUAAAAAACCAAAACCAAAAAAAAACAAAAACAAAAAAAACCAAAUCAGAAAUGUAAGGGAGUCUGAACAAAGCCCUCCCCCCAGGGAGCCAUAUGAACCUAGUUGGGUUAAAUGUUUAUUUGUUUGAGACAGUUUCAUUAUGUAGUCCAGGCUGGCCUUGACUCAUUAUGUAGCCCAGGCUGGCCUCCUGAGUGCUAAGAUAGCUUUCCCCAGAUCCAUCCCUUCCGGGGAGUUUACGAAAAGCACACAACCUUGAACCAGCUCUAGCUAGCCGUUCACUGGGCUGUUUCUGCCUCGUGUGUGUGGGUGUGGUGUCUUUGAAGGCAUAAACUCUUCCACUCCAGAUGUUGGAACACAUCUGCUCAGUCUGUGGAAGGGGACUUCUGGUUGCUACCAAACAUCUGAGAAACUUCCCCAUGCAAGGAGGGCUGUGGGACCCUUCAUCCAGCCCGCAGGGCAAGGUCGAGAUGGUAAGGAAAACUAUACCCCUCCUGUUAGAAUGAGCAACCAGUCCCAUCUCCAGGGAACUUGCUGUGUGAGUCUGUACUGGGGUCCUCGGUGCUCCCUAGCUGCUCUUCCACCAGGCACAGAGGCCUCACUCAGAGCCUGGCCUAGCAGCCUCCGAUCACCUUCAUCAAUAGUUUGAAACUGGAAACCCUUCACUCUGGAAAGAAAAGAAACAAAACCACAAAUGACAAGACCUUACAUCAGAGCCUCUCUGACCCCGUGUGUGUCCGUCAGCUCUCCCAAGUUUAAAGUGGCCACGCCCACACCAGCUGCAUUCCCCACUCCUGCGUCCUGCGUCCUGGUCCAGUGAUAAUUUCCAUCUGCUUCCGAGCUGUGCCCGGUCUGUUCAGAGGGGUGUGCCGACUCUCCAUGAUCUGUAGGCUCUCUCGGCCCGCAGUUUACUGUGUGCUUUUUUCUAUGAAAAAUGAUAUAUUUUACAACUUCCUAUGUACAAAAGUUUAUUGUAAGUUUUUGUGCUUCGCAUGAAUAGGGCCACACUGGUUGUUGCUAUGGUUUCAAUAAAACGGAUUUGGUUUCU
Arvicanthis niloticus (Nile rat) is the source of this 4155-nucleotide messenger RNA. RefSeq names its product cysteine rich secretory protein LCCL domain containing 2 (gene Crispld2). Gene Ontology annotation, cellular component: extracellular region. NCBI's taxonomy places the organism in Eukaryota, Metazoa, Chordata, Mammalia, Rodentia, Muridae. The record is from RefSeq and is a predicted model, not a curated record.